This is a messenger RNA of Erinaceus europaeus (western European hedgehog), 2144 nucleotides long. RefSeq names its product gamma-aminobutyric acid type A receptor subunit gamma3 (gene GABRG3). The transcript has 10 exons. Gene Ontology annotation, biological process: chloride transport; signal transduction; synaptic transmission, GABAergic. The record is from RefSeq and is a predicted model, not a curated record. Bases 134 to 1534 code for a protein of 466 amino acids. NCBI's taxonomy places the organism in Eukaryota, Metazoa, Chordata, Mammalia, Eulipotyphla, Erinaceidae. Gene Ontology annotation, cellular component: postsynapse; neuron projection; dendrite membrane. Gene Ontology annotation, molecular function: inhibitory extracellular ligand-gated monoatomic ion channel activity; GABA-gated chloride ion channel activity; transmitter-gated monoatomic ion channel activity involved in regulation of postsynaptic membrane potential.
UUCCCGGAGUCGCGCCGCAGCCGGCGGCUUCAGAGGCGGCAGGGAGAGAGCGGGCGCGGACGAGGCCCGCGCUCCGGAGGAAGCCGCGCGCGCCCGGAGGCCUCAGACCCCGCGUCCCGCGCUCUGUGGCACCAUGGCCCCGAAACUGCUGCUGCUGCUGUGCCUGUUCUCGGGUUUGCAUGCGCGGUCCAGAAAGGUAGAAGAAGAUGAAUAUGAAGAUUCGUCUUCAAACCAAAAGUGGGUCUUGGCUCCAAAAUCUCAAGACACUGAUGUGACUCUUAUUCUCAACAAGCUGCUAAGAGAAUAUGACAAGAAGCUGAGACCAGACAUCGGAAUAAAACCAACUGUAAUCGACGUUGAUAUCUAUGUGAACAGCAUUGGUCCCGUGUCAUCAAUAAACAUGGAAUACCAAAUUGAUAUAUUUUUUGCUCAGACAUGGACGGACAGCCGCCUUCGAUUCAACAGCACGAUGAAGAUACUUACUCUCAACAGUAACAUGGUGGGGCUGAUAUGGAUUCCUGACACAAUCUUCCGAAAUUCUAAAACUGCUGAGGCUCACUGGAUCACUACCCCCAAUCAGCUCCUCAGAAUUUGGAAUGAUGGGAAAAUCCUUUAUACUCUAAGGCUCACCAUCAAUGCAGAGUGCCAGCUGCAGCUGCACAACUUCCCCAUGGAUGAACACUCCUGCCCGCUGAUUUUCUCCAGCUAUGGUUACCCUAAAGAAGAAAUGAUCUAUAGAUGGAGAAAAAAUUCAGUUGAGGCAGCAGAUCAGAAAUCAUGGCGCCUAUACCAAUUUGAUUUUAUGGGCCUCAGAAAUACUACAGAAAUCGUGACAACUUCUGCAGGUGAUUAUGUUGUCAUGACUAUAUAUUUUGAAUUGAGUAGAAGAAUGGGGUACUUUACUAUUCAAACGUACAUCCCCUGUAUACUGACUGUGGUUUUAUCAUGGGUGUCAUUUUGGAUAAAAAAGGAUGCUACACCAGCAAGAACAGCAUUAGGCAUCACCACGGUGCUCACCAUGACUACACUCAGCACCAUUGCCAGGAAGUCAUUGCCUCGGGUGUCCUACGUGACUGCCAUGGACCUUUUCGUGACUGUGUGCUUCUUAUUUGUCUUUGCUGCUCUGAUGGAGUAUGCUGCCCUCAAUUACUAUUCAAGCUGUAAAAAACCACCCACCACUAAGAAGAAAACAUCGUUGCUGCAUUCAAACUCAAGAUGGAUUCAUGAACAAAUAAGCCUACAAACCCCCUCUAACUAUUCUCUCCUUGAUAUGAGACCUCCACCACCUGCGAUGCUCACUUUAAGUAAUUCAGUCUACUGGCAGGAACUCGAAGACACCUGUGUCUAUGAGUGUCUGGAUGGCAAGGACUGUCAGAGCUUCUUCUGCUGUUACGAAGAAUGCAAAUCGGGGUCUUGGCGAAAGGGGCGUAUUCACAUAGACAUCUUGGAGCUGGACUCGUAUUCUCGGGUCUUCUUUCCUACAUCCUUCUUGCUCUUUAACUUGGUCUAUUGGGUUGGCUACUUGUAUCUCUAAAUGUUGUUUGUGUUGAUGAGUAAAGCGAUCAAGCUUCCUCUCUUUACUCUUCCACUCUCCCCAGACCAGUAGUAGCCAGUCAGAGUAGCCAGGAAGGACGCUGCUCAGUUUAUCUGAAUUUAUUCAUUACCUUUCAGUAUCACAGCACUAUGUGGCAAAUAUUUCUAUUAUGUAUCUCACACGUGUGUAUACACCCAAGUUAAUUGAGUCAAUUAAGUGAUAUUCUUGCUAAUUCCAUACUGAAUCUGUAGUUUGGUGAUGUUUAUCAACAGUGUUUUGGAUAUCGAAAGUAGCUGCUGAUUACCCCUACAAGGAAAUCUGUAAAACCUGCAAGUAAAUUUUUUCAGGCUCAAACCCCUUAUGUAUCUUUCCUCUGCAGCCCUCAGCACCAAUUCCCAUGUGUGCAGAGCAUCUGCUGACCAAGAAACACUCAUACUGACCUCAGUCAGCCCCAUACCUUGGGGCAGCCUGAGUUCAGGUGUGAACUGAAGUGAGUUUCAAUCCAAUCUUCUCUCUCUGUGGCCUCUUUUGCUCUCUCUGCCACCAUCAUUUUUAGCUUGCUUUCUGUUAUCUAAUACUCUCACCCCAGACUUGAGGAGAGAGAGAGAGA